AAAAGGUUCCUGUGUCCCGUGGUAGUGUUUGUCUCCAUAACAGACGAAUGUGGUUUCCAGCACUCGAAAUCCUCCCACUCGCGCAAAACCAGAUGUGCACAAAUUCGUUCUCCUCAAGGACGCAGUAAAACCUCCGCCAUUCGACCGUGUGCAUGUUUAGUCAAGUUUAGUUGGUUGAACCUCUCCGCAUACUAUCUCGAUUGCUAGUUCUUGCAACUACGUUCUUGUGAAUUCGUUUCAACCCCGAUGCCCUUAUGUAAUGUUGUUUCUGCACUGUGGUUACUAGGAACGAUACGGCCGAAUGUAUCCCCCUCAGAAACCCAUCACAGCAAUCGUGGUUACACUACCACAGGCACACACAGCCCCCAUGCUAACACGGCGGUGAGAAGGAUAUCGAUUUUCAUCACCACCAUUCACUCCUUACGAGGCACUGUGCGAACGAACAAGCAAACCCGAAGAACCUGGACACAGCGCUGCAUCGCAAACGCUGUACACCGCCGCCGGCCUCUGAAAAGGACUCUACACGGUAUCACCCUUCCUAUAGCGACAGCGGUUAUAAAAUUGCUCAUUAAAAUGGGAUAAAACAGAAUUAUGCUGAAUGUUUCACGUGUUUAUAGUAAGCGAACGAAACAAAUACUUCGUUGAGCGAAGUUUACCCUCGGGAUUACGGAUUGAGAGGUGCACAAAAACGACAAAAACUCGUCCUGCAUCAUGUAUCAGUGCCGCAAGUUUACGCGAAGGAAUCUGCUCUUCCUGCUGACGAUUGGUGUGGUGUAUCUGCUGCUCGAUCACUACUUCAAUGGCGAAGACUAUGGAGAUAACAGGGAAAAACUCGUAUUGAUCGAAGAAUCAAUCAAAUCACUUGCCAAUCAGGGAGCUUGCAAGAUGCCAAGUUUGCCGGUGGACUCGCCGGAAAUGUUGAGUUUUCUCAAGGACGAACCACCGAUCGAGUGUGGCAGCGAACUCCAAGACUGGGUUACGUGUGAGAAAGCAGUAUGUAAUAUAAAGCCAGAAGUAAUCAAGGAGAAGGGCAAAAUCACCUGCGACUAUGCGGACAUACUGCGGAAAAGCGACUUCAAGCUGUCGUUCGGCGAAACGACGCGCACAUCCGGCAGCUACACAUUGCAGGCCAGUGACUUUGUGCGCGCCAAGUGUUGGACGGACAGCCGGACGGAACGGUGGCAGGGUUUGCUGAUAGGCAUCCGGCAGGAUGAACAGCUGCGGGCACGGUCCGGCUGGAACAAGGAAUCCGCACUGAACGUGCUGAUGCUGGGGUUCGAUUCGCUCAGCCGCAACGCGUUCCAGCGCAAGCUGCCGAAGGCGUACAAGUACCUCACCAAGUACCUGGCGGCGGACGUGCUGCAGGGGUAUAAUAUCGUGGGCGACGGGACACCGCAAGCGCUGAUCCCGCUGCUGACCGGGUUCACCGAGCUGGAACUGCCCGACACACGGCGCCGGAUGAAGAACACCGAGUACGUGAACGUGUAUCCGCUGAUCUGGAAGGAGUACGAGAAGUAUGGCUAUGUGACUGCGUUCAACGAGGACGUACCGAACAUCGGCACGUUCUCCUACCGGUUGAACGGGUUCGACGAGCAGCCGACCGACCAUUACAUGCGAACGUACUACGUCGCGAUCGAGGCGUACCUAAGCUACUACAAACGGUUGUGCAUCGGCGCGAAACCACGCCACAAGGUGAUGCUCGACUACACCCGCGACUUCAUGACCAGCUACCGGCCCAGCACGCCGCGCUUCGUGUUCAGCUUUCAUGGCGAACUGUCGCACGAUUCGAUCAAUCUGGUCGGUGUGGCCGACACCGAUCUUACCAACUGGCUGGUGGAGCUUAAGAAAUCCGGCAUCCUGAAUAGUACCAUUCUGGUGCUGAUGUCGGACCAUGGGAACCGGUUCGCCGAGGUGCGCAAUACGCUGCAGGGCAAGCAGGAGGAACGGCUUCCGUUCUUCAGCUUCACCUUCCCUGACUGGUUCAAGACGCACCACCGGGAGCAGUACGAAAACUUCCGCCAGAAUCUGGACCGGCUUGUGACGCCGUUCGAUGUGCACGAAACACUGCAAGAUAUCUUAACACUUCAGACGCUCAAAGCGAAACAGAAGCCAGCUAUCUCGCGUGCCAUCUCACUGUUCGAUGUCAUACCCCAGAAUCGGUCGUGCGCGGACGCGUACAUUGAGCCGCACUGGUGCGCCUGCCUGAACUGGGAGCCGAUCAACGAUACGACCUCGUCGGAGGAGGUGUUCCGGUCGGCGAAAACGAUCGUUGACACCAUCAACCACCAUACCGAGCGCCAUCGGGGCAUCUGCGCGCUGCUGACGCUGGACGAAAUCCGCUGGGCGGCCCGGUUGCAACCGCACGAGGGGUUGGUGCGCUUCAAGCAGAACCGCGACACGGACGGCUUUCUCGGCGACUUUUCGUCCGAUGCGAUACGUGCGCCGCACGACAUGUACCAGGUGAAGCUCGUGACCAACCCGAGCAAAGCGAUCUACGAGGCGAGCGUGCUGCACGACCGGGUCAACAAUCGGUUCCGCGUGAAGCUGGGUGACAUUUCGCGCAUCAACAAGUACGGCGAACAGGCCAACUGUAUCUACGAGCGGGAUCCGGAGAUGCGCAAGUUUUGCUACUGCAAGGAAGAUCAUUAAGUAUUGCGGUGUUGCGUACUGUGAAGCGCAUAUUUGUUCCCUGAGCAUCUCGGAAGUCGUCGAGAAUCAUAGCUUUUUGGGCGAAUAAGUGAUCGUGUGUAAAAAAAAACUGAACAAAACAACAUGCACACACUUGGCUUACGCCGGUAGACUGUAAAGCCUACCUCUGUUUCAAGCGGACGACAAUAUGUACUAUUACAACACUGUUGCCCUGUUGACUGAUCAGUAGUAGAUAGUAGUGCAGUGUCGACGCUGUUGCCCCAACUUUGCCGGCAGCUCCUAAAACUCCCUCCCCCCUCCCCUAUUGCCCUCAUCCCACACGAAACCUCAGCCCCCUUUCAACCCAUCCUUCCGGCGUGGGGCAAGAUGUGAUGCGGCCUCCCUGUAAAUACAUUUUAGUACAUGUGUCCCGGGAAGAAUGGUGGCAGCAUGCUGUGCGGGCGGUAUUAUUACACUACUCUACAUUCAGUGUUUUUGAAGCAUUUAAACUAUUAUUCGAUGGGUCGAAUAAAUCGAUUCCCUGCAAUAACCGGCGCCAGUGACCGUCGCGUUGCAGAAUGUUAGGAUGUUAAGAAUCUCUCACCCCCCCCUUCCGCACUACCACGCGUCCUAGGCUUAAACACUGUCAGUAACGCUCGAGAAGCACUGCACUGCGAUGGAUGCAAAGUACGGAGCGUGAUCGACUGAAAUGCUCAUCCCCAUCUUUACCCCUUCCUUCUUUCGUGUGGGUGUGCUAAUUUUUGUGCUAAAUGCAAGCGUAUCAAGCUUAAGGUAAAAAUCGUGUGAAUCUCGUCAUUUGUAUUAGUUAGAUUAGUUAAAUGGAUUAAACGGUGAGAAUAGCAGCACAGGACGAAUCACGUGCACGUGAUGGGCAGCAGGUGGAUUGUUCAGGACGUCGGAAAGGAUUCUCUUUACAUUUGUUUAAACACAUUACUUAUGUGUGUUACCCAAAUUCAGGGAGAGGAUAUUGAAUUUUGAUGAAUGCACACGAAGCACAACAAGCAAGGUCGGCGAUAUAAGUUAAAAAAGCAUUAAGAAAAAGCGUCAAACGCAUUAGCUUUGCUAUGAAUUACAAAAUAUGCACUCAAACACUGUUUGCAAAACGGUGGUCUCAAACCGCAAAGUUCAGCACCAAAAUUAAGCUUUGGUAGCAGGAUGUAUGAUAAGUUUUAUUUUUUAUUUUUUUGUUUUUCAUCGCUAUUCCUGUUAAGACGUGGAGCGGGAUCGAGAAUGAAACGGAAUGAAAUGAAUUACAUGCAGCACAAACGUUCUUCUAAA
This is a messenger RNA of Anopheles merus, 3927 nucleotides long. RefSeq lists its product as uncharacterized. The transcript is spliced from 5 exons. Bases 712 to 2649 code for a protein of 645 amino acids. The record is from RefSeq and is a predicted model, not a curated record. NCBI's taxonomy places the organism in Eukaryota, Metazoa, Arthropoda, Insecta, Diptera, Culicidae.